Messenger RNA from Cladophialophora immunda, 1914 nucleotides. RefSeq lists its product as uncharacterized. Gene Ontology annotation, biological process: DNA-templated transcription. Gene Ontology annotation, cellular component: nucleus. The transcript has 2 exons. The record is from RefSeq and is a predicted model, not a curated record. NCBI's taxonomy places the organism in Eukaryota, Fungi, Ascomycota, Eurotiomycetes, Chaetothyriales, Herpotrichiellaceae. The coding region runs from base 58 to 1914 and encodes 618 amino acids. Gene Ontology annotation, molecular function: zinc ion binding; DNA binding.
UUGCUGGUUCUUGCGGGAGCCCAGGAGAACUUGGCCAAGGCAUGCGAGGUGCUCCGUAUGUCCAUUCAACAAGCUCAGUCAGGGAUUGAUCUCUUUUUUGAGAUGGUGGCAGGAUUAAAGUCUCUAUCCAUUUUUCACCAACCUUCCUUUCCAGACAAGAUACGUGGAAUCCAAGAUCGAAAUCAUCUCAUUGCCCUGUUCGCAGCAAUGUUUUCUCUCUCCUCGAGGUUGGCGACGGAGGACAAACUCCCUCCAGGCGACAACUCUGAAAGUAUUUCUCACCAAGAACUUCACUCGCUCUCUCUACAGUAUAUCAAUUCGUCCUUGGAAGCUUGCACGAGUAAUGCGCCUCCUCUGUGCAUCCUACAAGCCAUCACUUUGGCGGGCUUCUAUAAGCUAGUCAAUGGAGUAUACGGACCUGCUUGGAGGCUUGUCGGCACCGGUGUACGCAUUGCAUACGAGCUGCGACUGCAUUUGAUCGAUUGUAAAGGAUACGAGAAAGUACCAACCCGCGACAGUGAGCUCAUGAUGUGGUCCUCGGACGAAGAGCGACGUCGUUGUUGGUGGGCCUUGUGGGAGAUGGAUAUCUUUGCCUCGACCAUCCAGCGCGCACCUACUGCCAUCGACUGGAGCGCGAACGAAACGUUUCUUCCCGUUGCGGACGAAUAUUGGUUUACAAACACGUAUCAGGCUUCCUGCCUUCUCCUUGGCAGUCCUGAAGAACGAUGGAAAAGACUCAAGCACUCGGGCAAUGAAAACUCGGCUGCAUGGGCAUAUCUCCUGGCAUCCCUAAUGCACGAGGGACGGUUACUGUGCCAGGAAAGAAUCAAAGGAAUCACCUCGAACGCCGACCUUCCCAACGAUGUCCCGAAGCUUGCCCAGUAUUACAGCCAGGACUACCGGCUAAAGGCACAAGGAUUCUCGGAUCAGCUCUCUAGCCUCGUCAAAGCAUAUCAAGAUGUAAGAGAGAACCUUCCCACUGCACUGGCCUACCGGGGCGAAUAUCUGUCUUUUGCCUUGGGCGAAGGUGACGAUCCAUAUGCGACGCGGCGAACGAGCGCCGGAAAAUACAGCAUACAUAUGAUGAGCGCUUCGGCAUGCUUUAUGAUCUACCAGAAUUAUGUUUUUGCCGACAUCAUUGAAGGGCUGAUCCCCUUACCAUCGUCCCAGACUAGCCACGAAUAUUCUGGACGAGAUACCGAGCUUAACGAAAGAUCUUUCCUCGGCAAAGGGUUCAGAAACUAUCUGGAAGCAAGCGAUAUGGUACUGCGGUUACUGUCAAAUUGUCCCGAAGACCAUGUGCGAUAUGUCAAUCCCUACUACGCGAGCACUACGUGGAUCGCGGCCGCUUUGCAGGUAUUCAAGAGGUUCACCCUGCGCGACCAUGACUCGACUCUCACACAACGCCAAUACGACCUCCUGCGCCGAUCGUAUCUUCAGUUCAAUCAGUUCUGGGAGACACCACGCGCUCUACUGCAAAACCUCGAUUCUCUGCAGGCAAGGCUCGAUUCUCGACACAGGGAACUCGAACUACAGGAGAGGAGCAGUAGUGCCAGGGACACUCAGAUUGAUGGUCAACCGUGUCAUGGUGACACACAAUCUUUUGCAAGCACCGAAACCAUCAUGGCUUCAAUGUGUGGGGAGCAGCUUCUCCCGGACUGGUCGGGCCUCAAGGGUUCUUUGUGCAAUACGUCUCAGCCAUCAGUCGGUGAUCCAAAUACUAGCUACCCUGCAUUGCUGCCGGAAGAUGUGGAACUCCCAUCAGGGAUAGCCCCGAAAUUCCACCCCUCGCUGGGUGAAGCUGCCUUUGCAGAACCAUACCCCGAUCCAUGGCCAAACGAGUUGUUUUUGGACAAUCUUGUGUGGUAUUCAUCGGAUGUAAUGGCGGGCCUUUCUCAUGGGUACACGGCAUGA